GCCCUCAGUAACGUUCAUCACUCCAGCGUUAGUUGUGGAGCGACACAGGGUUAACUCGAGAACUCGGGCGAGGCCUUUGGAGGCAGCUACUGCGUGCCACUACACCGGCUCCGUACGAGGACAGCCUGGCUCGAAUGUCGCACUAUCAGCCUGCGAUGGACUCGCAGGCAUGCUGCGGACGAAAUAUGGAGAAUAUUGGAUUGAGCCAUCAAAUCAAGUUACGACCGACGGCUCUCCUGGGCGACCACACGUUAUAUUUAAGAGAUCUGCUGUCGAUAAAGUUGAGGCAUUCCAUAGAAGAAAGAGGGAAGUCGAUAGAAGAAUGAAUUCUUCGUCUAGAAAUAACAAUGAAAAGAAUUAUAAAGAAAAAAAUUCAAAACGAAACACGAGAAGAAAGGAUAGGGAGAACAUGGAUCAGCGUAGACGAGCGUAUAUAGAAGAAAGACGGAGGAGAUUAGAGGCAAUGAGACGUGAUCCAGCAGCAUAUAGAAGAAAUAAAAAGAAUCUACGAAUGGAGCAUAGAAGACCGCUGUCUGAAUCAGCGUCUUCAUCCGUAUCAAGAAGUAUGUCCUUGGAAACUAGUCAUUCCUUGGAACAAAAUUUAACAACGAGUAGGUCAAGUAUUGAACAGCGACCACGAAGGAUAAGAACGAGACGAAAGAGAAGGAGACGUUCAAAGAACUGUGCAACAAAACAACCACCAUAUCAAUGGAAGUAUAGAAAUUCUAAAGAACUUCAUUCACAGGAAGAACGUAACAAAUCAAAAUAUUACAAGAGAAACAAUAAAUCUCAACGCAAUAAUGUAAACAGACGGUAUUUAGAAGCAUCAAAACGAUCGACGAGAUCUGUUAGCAAGCCGCGUCACGUUGAAGUGUUACUUGUCGCCGAUAAGUCUAUGACUGAUUUCCACAAUCAAGGCAACUUGGAAACUUAUCUACUGACAAUCAUGAACAUGGUAUCAUCACUAUAUAUGGAUCCGUCAAUCGGGAACUACAUCAAGGUGGUGGUAGUGAAAAUUAUUUUGGUUGAAGAGAUGCACGCGGCCCCUGAGCUAUCAGUGUCCACUAAUGCGGACUCGACGCUCGCGUCCUUCUGUAGGUGGCAGCACCAGUUGAACCCGGAUGACGACCACGAUCCACACCAUCAUGACGUAGCCAUACUCAUCACACGACGGGAUAUAUGCAGCCAGCAGGACACACCUUGUAGUACUCUAGGCGUGGCGCACGUGGCGGGCAUGUGCAAGCCGGACCGCAGCUGUUCAGUCAACGAGGACAAUGGCAUCAUGCUGGCGCACACCAUCACGCACGAGCUGGGACACAAUUUCGGCCUGUAUCACGACACCGAGAAAAUUGGUUGUCACAGACGCGAUGGGGCUACUCUUCAUAUUAUGACACCGAUCUUUGAACCAGAUACUGUUCAAGUCGCCUGGUCACGAUGCAGUAAACGGGAUGUCACCAACUUUUUAGAUGCCGGUUUAGGGGAUUGCUUGAGUGACAGACCAUCUCAGGAAGAACCGUACGUCUAUCCUGAACUACCCGCAGGUGUAACAUUUGAUGCGGCUUAUCAAUGUCACUUGCAAUUCGGCGAGGAAGCCGUAGUAUGUUCCAAAUUGACGGAGCUAUGUGAACAUCUGUGGUGUCUCGUCAACAACACAUGCAAAUCGAUGUUAAGACCGGCCGCGCCUGGGACAACUUGUGGUGAAAAUAUGUGGUGUCAGAAUCAGACAUGCGUACCGAAGGCUCCGUCCCCCGUACCACGUGACGGUGGUUGGGGCGCUUGGAGCGAGUGGAGCGAAUGUUCCCGAACUUGUGGUGCGGGGGUGUCCACGCAACAUAGAGAGUGCAACAACCCUGAGCCACUAAACAAUGGAAACUACUGCAUCGGGGAUAGAAGCCGGUACAAAGUCUGCAACACCGAUCCGUGCCCUAUCAAUGAGCCUACGUUCAGGGAAGUUCAGUGCUCCAAGUUUAAUAACAUGACAUACAAGAAUGAAACAAUCUCCGAAUGGAUACCAUAUAUUGACCAAGAUAAACCGUGCGAUUUACAAUGCGUGCCUCGCAAUCGUAAUGAUAUAGAGAUGAUUGGCAGCUUCGUAGCAGACGGAACACCCUGUAGACAGGGUCUUGGAGUUCGGGAUAUGUGUAUAGGUGGCGUGUGCUACAAAGUGGGUUGUGACUGGAUCGUGGAUUCCGAUGCUGAAGAGGACGCGUGCGGUGAGUGUGGAGGAGACGGCUCCGCGUGUAGGACAGUACAAGGGAUAUAUAACAAGGAUACCACUCGACAGUCUGGUUAUAGCGAGGUUGCGGUAAUACCAGCUGGAUCUAGAAAUGUGAAGAUUCAAGAAAAAGUCAGCCCUGGAAACUAUAUUUCAAUUGGAAGCGCUAAAUCUAGAAAGAUAUAUCUUACUGGAGCACGAAAUGCAACUUUAACGGAGUACUUCGUAGCCGGAGCUCAAGCUAUCUAUGAAAGGGAUCGUGAUUGGGAAAAAGUUAGGAUCAGUGGACCCCUCGCUGAGGACAUAAAAGUUUAUCAACGCAUCUUCCGCGGCAAGCAUCGCAACCCUGGCGUGACGUAUCAGUAUACAGUGGACCAACCUAAGUCAAUGAACCGCUAUCGUCUGUCAGACUGGAGCGCAUGUUCCGUAACCUGCGGCCUCGGACGGAUGUACCGACACUACGUCUGCGUGGACCAGCACAACCGUCAAGUUGAGUUAUCCCAGUGUUACCACAUGGAGCAACCUCGUCUUGGCGCGUUAGUUCAGCAGUGCCGGUCUGUCUCCUGUACACACUGGUGGGUCGGACCAUGGAAACCAUGCUCCAUUUGCCAUAUGCCGGGCGAGGAGGCUACUAAGAAACGUAAUGUCCACUGCGUGAACAAAACAUCCAACCAGGUUGUUGACGACUCAGAAUGCGAUAUGUCAACUAAGCCGAUAGGCGUUAUCAAAUGCGCAGACGUACCAGCUUGUUGA
This is a messenger RNA of Danaus chrysippus (African queen), 2968 nucleotides long. The record is from the annotation of a GenBank genome assembly. Lineage: Eukaryota; Metazoa; Arthropoda; Insecta; Lepidoptera; Nymphalidae.